CCGGUCGACUUCCAAACUCAAUUGGUUUGGGAUAGCACUAAUGUGGCGGACCCUCCACGUGAAGGCGCAAACGGAGUGGAAGUAGGUAGGGAGGUGUAGUAGGGGCUAGUUUGGAUAAGGCCCUCGGUCAGCACUGCGCAGCGCCGCCGUCGAGUGCACCUACAGGUUUCGAGGCGGCGUAGCGUAUAGGUGGACUGUAGACGGAUGUGUAAUGUAUUCCAUGGGAGAUCUGGACGUCCAUUCAAGUCACAAUGUUUUGAUACAGGACAGACCUUUGCAAGAGGUCCUAGCCGCUGAUAAAAUCGUGAAGGGAACAAGGAAUGUUGCAAAGAAGGAUGGAGGAAUCAAGGACAAACUGUGCCGAGUCCCCUGCCUCUAGCUAGAUUUUGGAGGCUCCCAGUGAUGUGCCAUGGGGUACGACGUCACCAGGUUUCAAGGGGAGGUGGAUGAGGAUCUGCUGUGUCCAAUCUGCAGUGGAGUGCUGGAGGAGCCUGUGCAGGCUCCUCAUUGUGAGCAUGCCUUCUGUAAUGCCUGCAUCACACAGUGGUUUGCCCAGCAGCAGAUUUGCCCAGUUGAUCGUACAGUGGUGACGCUUGCCCAUCUGCGUCCAGUGCCGCGGAUCAUGCGAAACAUGCUAUCCAAGCUGCAGAUCACGUGUGAUAAUGCCAGCUUUGGCUGCACUGCAACGCUGCGCUUGGAUCAACUGCAGUCGCACCUGAAGGACUGUGAGCACAAUCCUAAGAGACCAGUCACCUGUGAAGCAGGCUGUGGGCUGGAGAUGCCUAAAGAUGAAAUGCAUGGUCACAACUGCAUCAGACACCUGCGCAGUGUAGUGCAGCUGCAACAGGGCAAGAUCGGGGAGCUGGAGAAGACCGCUGCAGAGCACAAGCAUCAGUUGGCUGAACAGAAACGAGAUAUCCAGCUCCUGAAGGCAUACAUGAGGGCCAUCCGCAGUGCCAACCCCAACAUGCAGAACCUGGAGGAGAGCAUUGAGUACAAUGAGAUCCUGGAAUGGGUGAACUCUUUACAACCUGCCCGUGUCACCCGCUGGGGCGGCAUGAUCUCUACCCCUGACGCCGUGCUCCAGGCCGUCAUCAAGCGCUCCCUCAUUGACAGCGGAUGCCCACUGUCCAUCGUCAAUGACCUCAUCGAAAAUGCUCAUGAGCGCAACUGGCCACAGGGCCUGGCCACACUGGAAACCAGGCAGAUGAACCGGCGGUACUAUGAGAACUAUGUGGCCAAGCGCAUUCCUGGUAAACAAGCCGUGGUGGUGAUGGCCUGUGAGAACCAACAUAUGGGGGAGGACAUGAUCCUGGAGCCAGGCCUGGUCAUGAUUUUUGCCCAUGGGGUUGAGGAGAUUUUAUAGUCCUCACUCAUUGUGGAAAUGGGGUGGCAUUGGUGUGGAGUGGCACAGCAUGGCUCCUUCUGUUUUUAUUGCUCCAUGGUGGCUUCUAGAAAAUGCUUCUUACCCGGGUUUGGCGUAUUCAGCAUUUUCUUGCCCCCCUCUAUAAAGGCUUAGAAGUGGGUAAACGAGAAGACUGACUUAUAUGAAGGCCACCAACGUCAUGAGCUCUGAGAGGGUGCCUCCUCCCUUUGACAGCUAUGCCUUACAAGGACUUUUAAAAGACCCAGCCCCUAUUCAUUGGACCAAACUCACAACCAAUCCUGUUCUUUAUUGGUUCUAUGCGGCUUUAUCACAGACAAUAAACCACAAACGAAACAAUAUCCUCUUCUCUAUGUCCCAUGCUUAGUACAAUGGCAGAACAUGUUUUUGACCCCUAGUCAGAUGGCCUGCUAAAUGUGAACAUGCUCUGACCUUAGAAGAUUCAAGUAUGCAUCAGUCAACAUUGAUAAGACAAGAAUGUUAAAUGUUUGAUGUUUUUGAGCUAUUACAAAGUUUUGAUUUUAGAUGCUAAGGACUGGAAUGAGUUAGGAUGUUUCUACUGAUGAGGCUCAUCAUCCCUCUACAAUUUUUGAAGUGAUGGCCUUGAGACAAGGCUGUGUGCAAGACAACUACUUGUAUAUGUCUGUGUGUGGAUGUCCUUUUCCUGAUAAAAUGGUUCAGUUGUUCCACCCAUUCUUUUGUUGAUGUUUGAAUGGUAUUAACAUCCAAUGUGAAAAAAAGGCUCUGUAAGCUCUGCCCUUAGAACCACUUUGGAUAUCCAAUCAGCGUCUGAUCUGAAGAUACAAUUUGGAACUCACAUCACAUUUUUUUUUUUUUUUUUCUUUUUUUUUUUUUUUAUAAACCUCUGCCAACUUCAUGCACACUUUGAGCAGACUGCAGACCCAGGACAGCAUUGCCUUUUCUGUAGGAAAAUGGUCCAAGGCAGUCAAGUUUUUUUCGGGGACAUUGGACAUCUCUUGGACUUGCAGUGCUUUAUGUAGGUUGAGAGCUUAUGUAAAUAUGUAGACCAUGUGUUGUUCAGUUUUAUGGAUACCACUUCAUGCAUAAGCAGUACAAAGUGAUGUUGGAGCUGUAUCAAAAAUUGUGGAGAGCUUAAUAUUGUAUUUUCUUCAGUUUGCUUGAAUGUGCAUAGUAAACAUUGAGUGGGUCCAAGGUCCAAGGUUAUGUUGCAAUACAGACCUUCCAUGGAUAACCAGUGUAUUUUAGAGUGCUGUUAUAAGGUAUGUCUUCUGUAAUCAUGUCAAGUAUGGAAGAACUGAGAGAAUGAAUACCUUACCGUACUGUGUUUAUUUUUUUGUGUGUCCUGGAUCAGAUUGCUUUGCACACUCCUUAUUAGUGUUCUAGAAUCUGACAAGAAUGCACUAAUUCACUGUUUCUGCUCUUAACUUGCUACCAAUAAUGGCUGUCACUUUACAGGCCAUCACCCUUGUGUUUCCUCCAUCACAGUGUACUCAAUGACUUUAUCAACAGGAAUCUUUCUUUUAUUGUGAGACAGUAAUAUGUCCAAAAAUAAAAUGACUACAAGGUAGUCCUCUUGACAAAA
Messenger RNA from Clupea harengus (Atlantic herring), 2948 nucleotides. RefSeq names its product E3 ubiquitin-protein ligase NRDP1. The record is from RefSeq and is a predicted model, not a curated record. Gene Ontology annotation, molecular function: ubiquitin protein ligase activity; zinc ion binding. NCBI's taxonomy places the organism in Eukaryota, Metazoa, Chordata, Actinopteri, Clupeiformes, Clupeidae. Gene Ontology annotation, biological process: regulation of canonical NF-kappaB signal transduction; protein ubiquitination. Gene Ontology annotation, cellular component: plasma membrane signaling receptor complex.